GCAGUGGCGCUGGGAUGAACGACACAUGCAGUCUCUCUUCUCAAAGUGUGGAUAUACAACCAUCACCACAUCAAAACAUCGAAGGCUGUUAUAGUCUUGAUGUGGAUGUGCUGAACGAUGUAUGCAUUGGGGAACAAUGUGGAGAAGCAGCAGCAGCAGCAACAACAGCAUCACCACCACCACCACCACCGCCGCCACCUACCCAUGCCACUCAAAGCAGGGAUGGAAGAAGGAAGAGGCCUGGUGAUGGGUACAUGAGUGCUGUUGAGGUAAUAGCUAAUAAAAUAUGUGCCACCCAAGACCGCCAACAACCCUCGGCAGAGCUAACUAUGGAUAGCUGCAUGAUAUUCAUUGGUAACCUAGCAAAGGAAAUCAAGAGCAAUGAAAUCAGAAUGCAGUUAAUAAGAGACCUUGUUAAUGUAACAACAGAAGCAAAACUGAAAGAUCUAUAG
Messenger RNA from Schistocerca piceifrons (Central American locust), 452 nucleotides. RefSeq lists its product as uncharacterized. The transcript is spliced from 2 exons. NCBI's taxonomy places the organism in Eukaryota, Metazoa, Arthropoda, Insecta, Orthoptera, Acrididae. The record is from RefSeq and is a predicted model, not a curated record. The coding region runs from base 15 to 452 and encodes 145 amino acids.